CCUACAAACCUAUCAAAUCACUGCACCCUUUGUUGCCCAUCAUGGACGAAGACCUCCAAGACCUCCUUGCCCUGGGCAUCUUCAUGGUGGCUCUCCUGUCGAUGCCCUUUGUACUCCUCACGUCCAUCAUGACCUGCGUCGCAUACAAGCGCACCAAAGCCUGGGACAAAGCCCGCAACCAGGGCGCCAUCGCACUCGAGUCUGAGCGUCUCGUCGACGAGGAUGAAUCCGACUUCCUCGACACCGACGACGAGGACGACCACAAGAAGCGCAAGGCCGACGAGGAGGCGGACAAGACCUUGACCUUCAAGCAGAAGUUCUGGAAGGAGUUCAAGCAUACCUGGACUGGCAAGAGCCGUGAGGAUAUCGUCAAGAACAGGGAGCGCGAGGAAAGGAGGAAGCUCGCCAAGGCGGUGGCGAGGGAGAUGGACCGCAGGGAGCGAAGGCGGGCACGACAGGCUGCCCAGGGUCAGGCAAACGAUCUGCCACCCUCCUACAAGAACUAGAUGUCGGCUUCGUCUUGCUGAGCUCCAUGAAUACGGACAUCAACAGGUGUUCGUUGGGGCAUUGACAAGACGAAAGCAUUUCUCCAUAGGCUCAAUUUGAUACCCCAAUAAACUUAGUUUUCCUUUCAUUAA
Messenger RNA from Parastagonospora nodorum SN15, 638 nucleotides. RefSeq lists its product as hypothetical. Bases 42 to 506 code for a protein of 154 amino acids. The record is from RefSeq and is a predicted model, not a curated record. Lineage: Eukaryota; Fungi; Ascomycota; Dothideomycetes; Pleosporales; Phaeosphaeriaceae. The transcript has a single exon.